Molecule: messenger RNA, 465 nt
Organism: Mangifera indica (mango)
Lineage: Eukaryota; Viridiplantae; Streptophyta; Magnoliopsida; Sapindales; Anacardiaceae
Product: blue copper protein 1b-like
Exons: 2
Coding region: 1-465 (154 amino acids)
Cellular component (GO): plasma membrane
Molecular function (GO): electron transfer activity
Source: RefSeq, a predicted model, not a curated record
AUGGCCUUAAGAGCCGUAUUUGUUUUACUUUUUGUUUUAGCCACAUUUGGACCGAUUAUCACUUCUGCAAAGGACUUCAUCGUCGGAGAUCAAUCCGGGUGGACAGUCGGGUUUGAUUACCAAGCCUGGGCCGCCGGCAAGGAAUUUCACAUCGGAGACAAACUUGUUUUCAAUUAUCCCGUGGGAGAACACAAUGUGUACAAAGUGAACGGAACUGACUUCCAAAACUGCACUGUGCCACUGCAAGGGACGCCGUUAACCAGUGGAAAUGACACCAUUGUGUUGGCUACUUGUGGGAAAAAAUGGUACAUUUGUGGAGUGGCCAACCACUGUUCUCUAGGACAAAAGCUGGUUAUAACAGUUCAACCUCAAGCGUUACCUCCAAGCAUUGCUCCUGCUCAUCCUCCAGCUUGGUCAUAUUCAAGAGGGACCAAGAGGCCUUUUUUCCACUUUAACUGGCCGUGA